This is a messenger RNA of Nerophis lumbriciformis (worm pipefish), 5129 nucleotides long. RefSeq names its product MAU2 sister chromatid cohesion factor (gene mau2). The record is from RefSeq and is a predicted model, not a curated record. Lineage: Eukaryota; Metazoa; Chordata; Actinopteri; Syngnathiformes; Syngnathidae. Gene Ontology annotation, biological process: mitotic sister chromatid cohesion. Gene Ontology annotation, molecular function: protein binding.
GACCGCUGAAAAACUUGUUGUUGUCGCGGAAAAUGGCGUCAAACGUAGAAGCCCCGGAGCGCUGGUACCUCGCCCUACUCGGCUUCGCGGAGCAUUUCCGAACCUCCAGCCCUCCCAAAAUACGCCUGUGCGUGCAUUGUCUUCAGGCCGUGUUUCAGUUUAAGCCGCCACAGAGGAUUGAGGCCCGUACGCAUCUCCAACUGGGCUCGGUUCUCUACCACCACACCAAGAACAGCGAGCUGGCCCGCAGCCACCUGGAGAAGGCGUGGUUUAUUUCCCAGCAAGUCCCUCAAUUUGAAGAUGUCAAGUUUGAAGCUGCAAGCAUUUUAUCUGAACUAUUCUGCCAACAGAAUUUGGUGGACUCUGCAAAGCCUCUUUUGCGCAAGGCCAUCCAGAUUUCUCAACAAACACCAUAUUGGCACUGCAGGCUGCUGUUCCAGCUGGCGCAACUUCACACACUGGAGAAAGACUUGGUGUCGGCAUGCGACCUUCUGGGCGUCGGAGCGGAGUACGCCCGCGUGGUGGGCUCAGAAUACACCAGGGCGUUGUUUCUCCUCAGUAAAGGAAUGCUACUGCUAAUGGAGAGGAAGCUAGGGGAGGUGCAUCCCCUGCUCACACUGUGUGGAACCAUCGUAGAGAACUGGCAGGGAAACCCCAUCCAAAAGGAGUCCUUGAGGGUCUUCUUCUUGGUCUUGCAGGUCACACACUACUUGGACGCUGGACAGGUAAAGAGUGUUAAGCCGUGCCUGAAGCAGCUACAGCAGUGCAUCCAGACCAUUUCUACACUCCAUGACGACGAGAUUCUGCCGAGCAACCCAGCUGACCUCUUCCACUGGCUACCUAAGGAGCACAUGUGUGUUCUUGUAUAUCUAGUGACUGUGAUGCACUCCAUGCAAGCGGGCUACCUUGAGAAAGCACAGAAGUACACAGACAAGGCUCUAAUGCAGCUAGAGAAACUAAAAAUGUUGGACUGCAGCCCGAUCCUUUCUACCUUUCAAGUCAUUUUACUGGAGCACAUUAUCAUGUGUAGGCUCGUCACAGGCCACAAGGCCACUGCGUUACAGGAGAUCUCACAGGUGUGUCAGCUUUGCCAACAGUCUCCCAGGUUAUUCACCAACCACGCUGCUCAGCUUCACACGCUAUUAGGCCUCUACUGUAUCUCAGUCAACUGUAUGGAUAAUGCAGAGGCACAGUUUACGACAGCGUUGCGGCUCACCACACACCAGGAACUAUGGACUUACAUUGUCACUAACCUGGCCAGCGUCUACAUCAGGGAAGGAAACCGACAUCAAGAGUUGUACAGCCUCCUAGAGAGAAUAAACCCAGACCACAACUUCCCAGUCAGCUCACAUUGCCUACGCGCCGCUGCCUUCUACAUCCGGGGACUGCUCUCCUUCUUCCAAGGCCGCUACAACGAGGCAAAACGGUUCUUGAGAGAAACACUCAAGAUGUCCAAUGCUGAGGACCUGAACAGACUGACCGCCUGCUCGCUUGUUCUGCUGGGCCACAUCUUCUAUGUACUGGGCAACCACAGAGAAAGCAACAACAUGGUGGUCCCUGCCAUGCAGCUCGCCAGCAAGAUCCCCGACAUGUCCGUGCAGCUUUGGUCCUCUGCGUUGUUAAAGGAUUUGAACAAGGCGCUCGGCAACACCAUGGAUGCCCACGAAGCAGCCCAGAUGCACCAGAACUUCUCCCAGCAGCUUCUGCAGGACCACAUCGCAGCCUGCAGCCUUCCCGAGCACAAUCUCAUCAGCUGGACCGACGGCCCUCCUCCUGUCCAGAUCCAAGCCCAGAAUGGCCCCACUACGAGCCUAGCAAGCCUGCUAUGAGGAGGACUUUGUAUGUAUGUAUGUGUGUGUGUGUGUGUGUGUGUGUGUGUGUGACUGUGAGUGCGUAUGUAUGUAGUUGGUACAUUGUCACAGGCAACCAAAUGACAUCUUAAAAGUUGCUAUCAUUUUAGUCCAGAUUCAAAUACAGUGGUGCCGCGGUUUUUGUAUUAUUCGGUUUUAAGCCAACAUUUUCAUGAAGAAUGUAUGUUGUAGUACGAAUAAACACAUUUUUUAAAAUUCAGUCAUAUAGACAAAGACAUAUAAUAUACAGUAAAAUUCCAAUCGAAGUCAACGAGACUCUGGUUUCCAAAAUGUCUGCGAAUGCACCACGCCUCUACGGUAAGUUUAGCCAAACAAUCAAGAGUAUUAUGGCACUUACUGGCUGUCCUCUGUAGUUUGGUUGAGAGCCUCGUCUUGCACUAAUAGCUUGAUUGCAGAGGUGGAAUUUGUGGGCUCGAAGAGAGUUACAAGCAUCGCAGAGUCACGACGGUGUGAUUGACUUAUGCAAUCACAAAGUUGUGUGUUUUUGGCUACAAGACGAGUGACAUUACUAUGAUAAAUAGGGUGAGAAAAUACAAACCCCGUUUCUAUAUGAGUUGGGAAAUUGUGUUAGAUGUAAAUAUAAACGGAAUACAAUGAUUUGCAAAUCCUUUUCAACCCAUAUUCAAUUGAAUGCACUACAAAGACAAGAUAUUUGAUGUUCAAACUCAUAAACUUUUUUUUUUUUUUGCAAAUAAUAAUUAACUUAGAAUUUCAUGGCUGCAACACAUGCCAAAGUAGUUGGGAAAGGGCAUGUUCACCACUGUGUUACAUCACCUUUCCUUUAACAACACUCAGUAAACGUUUGGGAACUGAGGAGGCACAUUUUUUAAGCUUCUCAGGUGGAAUUCUUUCCCAUUCGUACAGCUUAAGUUGUUCAACAGUCCGGGGGUCUCCGUUGUGGUAUUUUAGGCUUAAUAAUGCGCCACAUAUUUUCAAUGGGAGACAGGUCUGGACUACAGGCAGGCCAGUCUAGUACCCGCACUCUUUUACUAUGAAGCCAUGUUGAUGUAACACGUGGCUUGGCAUUGUCUUGCUGAAAUAAGCAGGGGCGACCAUGGUAACGUUGCUUGGAUGGCAACAUAUGUUGCUCCAAAACCUGUAUGUACCUUUCAGCAUUAAUGGCGCCUUCACAGAUGUGUAAGUUACCCAUGUUUUGGGCACUAAUACACCCCCAUACCAUCUCAGAUGCUGGCUUUUCAACUUUGCGCCUAUAACAAUCCGGAUGGUUCUUUUCCUCUUUGGUCCGGAGGACACGACUCCACAGUUUCCAAAAACAAUUUGAAAUGUGGACUCGUCAGACCACAGAACACUUUUCCACUUUGUAUCAGUCCAUCUUAGAUGAGCUCAGGCCCAGCGAAGCCGACGGCGUUUCUGGGUGUUGUUGAUAAACGGUUUUCGCCUUGCAUAGGAGAGUUUUAACUUGCACUUACAGAUGUAGCGACCAACUGUAGUUACUGACAGUGGGUUUCUGAAGUGUUCCUGAGCCCAUGUGGUAAUAUCCUUUACACACUGAUGUCGCUUGUUGAUGCAGUACAGCCUGAGGGAUCGAAGCUUAGCUUAGCUGCUUACGUGCAGUGAUUUCUCCUGAUUCUCUGAACCCUUUGAUGAUAUUACGGACCGUAGAUGGUGAAAUCCCUAAAUUCCUUGCAAUAGCUGGUUGAGAAAGGUUUUUCUUAAACUGUUCAACAAUUUGCUCACGCAUUUGUUGACAAAGUGGUGACCCUCGCUCCAUCCUUGUUUGUGAAUGACUGAGCAUUUCAUGGAAUCUACUUUUAUACCCAAUCAUGGCACCCACCUGUUCCCAAUUUGCCUGUUCACCUGUGGGAUGUUCCAAAUAAGUGUUUGAUGAGCAUUCCUCAACUUUAUCAGUAUUUAUUGCCACCUUUCCCAACUUCUUUGUCACGUGUUGCUGGCAUCAAAUUCUAAAGUUAAUGAUUAUUUGCACAAAAAAAAAAUGUUUAUCGGUUUGAACAUCAAAUAUGUUGUCUUUGUAGCAUAUUCAACUGAAUAUGGGUUGAAAAUGAUUUGCAAAUCAUUGUAUUCCGUUUAUAUUUACAUCUAACACAAUUUCCCAACUCAUAUGGAAACGGGGUUUGUACUUUGAAUAUCAGAAAACAAAGUAAAGAGGUGGCGUUUGUGAGGCCAUCCCCUGCUACCUUCUUUCCCAUGCCACUCAUCGCCAACAAGAGCUUUUAACAGAGUAAAUAUUUGUUUAUCCAUUUUUGUGUUAACAUUUUUACAUUAUUUGACUUUCAACCGAUCCUUUGGAAGAGAUUAAUAACCAAAACCAAGGUACCACUUAAUUUGCUUUUGAACAAUUACCACUACUGCUUGUCAAGUUUGGGCUGGACUCUGAGAACUUCUCCACUUCCACCAUUGAGACCCCUUCAUCUACAUUUUGCCAGCUUCCUUUUCCAUUUCUCGGGAAAACCAGGUGACGGGUAGACAAGAGGGUAGUAAAGAUGUAGAAGUAAUUAAUUUAUUCAUGUCAAUAUUUUUGUAUCUGUUGUUAAAUAUUCGACCAUCAUUCUUUCAUUACAAUUGUUUUGGUUUUGUUUGGAUGCAUUCGUUUCCAUGUAUGGAAGUUACUGAUGUGGACUCCUUGUACAUUACUUUCUGACCUGGGUUUGCGAAUAAGAUAUUCUGGGUAGAUAUUUUUUGCACAAAAUCCAUAUUAGAGAAGUAAAGACAUGUUGUAAUAUAUUUUUCACACAAUAAUCAGUUGAAAUGUUUUUUUGCAACUUUUUUGGAGUGAAUGCAUUUCUUAAAAAAAACAAGUGUUCAGUUUUCAUUAUCAAUCGUUUCGAUGUCUAAGUUGAGUUUUAUAAUAUCAUUGUGUUGUGGCUUUUUUUUGAAGAUGACACUUAUUUUUUUAUUUUUUUUCAUAAUAUAUUAAAUUGAUGUAUUCAUUUUUACAAAGUUCAGGUGUUUUUCAGCUAACUGUAACCUCCAGGUAGUUUUUUUUUUUUACAUUUUACAAAUCGGUCCCUGUUCUACUCGGUUGUUUCCUUCACAGUUCGUGUGUACAAAUUUGCCACUCAUUGAACAUUUUAUUGUACAGUGACAUUUUAUAAAAUUCAAUUUAGAAAAGUGUCAUGUAUUUUUAGCCCUAAUUAUGUAGAAUGAUCUCAAUGCUUCGUAUUUAAGGCACUGUUAUGGAUACAGUUUAAACUUGAGUACUAGUUGAACUCUAUUAAUAUCUACGUUUUUAUUGCUCAUGUUUUCAAUAAUUUUCCAAUAAAAGUCUAAAAUAUUGAA